Molecule: messenger RNA, 231 nt
Organism: Eruca vesicaria subsp. sativa (arugula)
Lineage: Eukaryota; Viridiplantae; Streptophyta; Magnoliopsida; Brassicales; Brassicaceae
Source: the annotation of a GenBank genome assembly
AUGCAUCAUCCUUUGUCACUGGCUCCUUCAGCGAGGGAGACACUGUUGGUUGUCCUGCUGCAACAAUGUCUGCUUCCAGCUCCUCCUUCCUUAUCUCAUGAAUCCCAGGACUUAUUCCUUUGGAGAAAUGGUCUCGUCUACACACCAGGUCUUUUCAUGCUGAUAUUUAUCAAAAGAGCUGGCAAGAGACAUGCGACUUUGAAGAUAAUUGUUUUUCAUCUUCUUUUUUGA